This is a messenger RNA of Ilex paraguariensis (yerba mate), 1824 nucleotides long. NCBI's taxonomy places the organism in Eukaryota, Viridiplantae, Streptophyta, Magnoliopsida, Aquifoliales, Aquifoliaceae. The record is from the annotation of a GenBank genome assembly.
AUGACCACCACCGCAGCCCCUCUCAACAAAAUCACCACCACCACCAUCCACAUCGCCGCCUUAGAUGGCGUAGUUACGGUCAACUCACUCUUCACAUUCGCCGUGUUCCUCGGCCUCACCUGGAACCCAACCGACCCCAACUACAUCCUCGUCGACGCCACCGCUACCGCAUGCGCUGCCACUUCCUCCAUAGCCGAAGACCUUGUGGCCUUCCAUGUAUACUCAUUCAGCUCCUUUCUCUUCUCUAGUCUUAUUGCCUUGGGGAUGAAACAGGCCAUUAGGAGUUCCGAGGAGGGAGAGCAUGGGGUUGGGUUGCGAAGCGUUGCGUAUGUUAAUUUGAAGGUUUUGAGAAUGGGGAUAUUGGCAUCGGCGGCUGGCUCGGUUUUGGGGUGUGUGUUCUUGACUGUGGCAAUGGUGGACUUGGUUCAGAUUAAGCUUGGAAUAUUGGGUUGUUGGAGUUGGUAUAGCUUGGCCGUCACUUUUGGUCCAUUGGUGAUCUUGAAGCAAAACCAACCAGUUAACCUCCUGACAUUUUCUUCUGCUUGGAACCAGCUUGCUUUUCCCUCAAAACCACCUCCAAAGCUUCUAAAAAUCGCCCUCUUUGUCAAGAAAUGGCCAAACAAAUAUCAAGCUGGUGGGCUUGAACGGCAUGCUUUGACCCUCCACCUCGCCCUUGCAAAGCGAGGCCAUGAGCUCCAUAUCUUCACCACGGCACCAGCAAACUCAUCUUUCCCAAGAUACCCAAUGAGCAAUUUGUAUUUUCACCUCACAAAACCAACAGCUGCAGGUUAUCUGGACCAAGCUCUAGUUUGGAAGCAAUUUCAAACCCAAAACUCAACUGGAAAACCAUUUGAUGUGAUCCAUACUGAAAGUGCAGGGAUCAUGCAUACUCGAUCACGGAGUCUGACCAACCUGGCUGUUACGUGGCAUGGGAUUGCAUACGAAGCCAUUCAUUCCGACAUCAUUCAAGAAGUUUUGCGGAAUUCUGAAGAAUCUCAGGCAUAUGCAUUGACUGCGAGAGCUUUUAAGGUUGUUGAAGAGGUGAAGUUCUUCCAAAAUUAUGCUCACCACGUUGCCACUAGCGAUCAUUGCGGGGAUGUCCUUAAAAGGAUUUACAUGAUACCGGAAGAAAGAGUUCAUACUAUUCUCAAUGGUGUAGAUGAGGAGAUUUUCAAUCCUGAUUUGUCCAAGGGUAAGGACUUUAAGCUGAAGAUUGGUAUUUCACAAUCUAAAGCGUUGAUUUUGGGAAUGGCAGGGAGAUUGGUGAAGGAUAAAGGGCAUCCAUUGAUGUUUGAAGCUCUGAAGCAAAUGUUCAUGGAAAAUUCUACAUUUCAGGCAAGUGUUAUUGUUCUCGUUGCUGGUGAUGGUCCAUGGGGUGCUAGAUACAAAGAUCUUGGAGCCAAUUUAUUGGUUUUGGGGCCAUUAGAACAGGCUCAAAUGUCAAGGUUUUAUAAUGCAAUAGAUAUUUUUGUGAACCCAACUCUUCGAGCUCAGGGGUUGGAUCACACUUUGUUAGAAGCCAUACUCUCCGGUAAGCCAGUAAUGGCUACUAGGCUUGCCAGCAUCACAGGGUCUGUAAUUGUCGGUAAAGAAAUGGGUUAUACAUUUUCACCUACAGUAUCUUCACUAAAGAAGGCUCUUUAUGAGGUUUGGGAAGAUGGAAGAGGUAUUUUGGAGAAGAAAGGUCAAUUGGCAAGGCAAAGAGGCGUGGAGUUGUUCACUGCCGCCAAGAUGGCAGCUGCCUAUGAAAGGCUGUUUCUUUGCAUCUCAAGCGAUAGCAGAAACAGAGAUAUAUAUUGCAAGUAUCAAUCUCAAUUCGGCUAA